AUGGAUCUUCCCAGUGCCUGGCGCCGUCAGGGGCAGGAGCUUUUGGAGAAACUCACAGCUCAAUGCAACGGCAAAGGCGCAGGGUCCAUGUCAUCGGCCAUAUACGACACAGCAUGGCUCUCUAUGCUGCGACGGCCAGUGGACUCUACAUCUGGUGCGACUCAGCUUGGCGACUGGCUGUUUCCAGAGUGUUUCUCAUUCUUGGUUACACAACAGCUUCCGACUGGAGGCUGGGAAUCGUACGCCACCCAUGUAGAUGGUAUUUUGAACACAGCCGCAGCCUUGCUGUCUAUUCUGAAGCAUCUUCAGACCCAGCCUGAUAACCAUGAUUGGCGAAUCCGAUCCCAGAAUGCUACCAGGGCCUUGGAACAAAUGUUAGGUGAAUGGGACAUACACUCCACAGACCAAGUAGGUCAGGAGAUUUUGGUUAUUUCCUUAUUGCAAUUGCUGGAAAAGGAGGGUGUUCUAGUAGCAUUUCCACUAUUUGGUGAAUUGCGGACUAUUCGAGAUGCCAAGCUAGCUAAGCUUCCUGCCUCUUCAGUGUACAAGAAUCGAUCCACAUUAUAUCACUCACUGGAAGCUUUCAUCGGCCACAUCGACUUUGACCGAGUAAAGGACCGGAGGGAAACAAACGGGUCGUUGAUGAACUCCCCUGCGGCUACUGCUGCUUACUUGAUGAAUGCUACAUCUUGGGACGUUCAGUCAGAAGCAUACCUUCGGGAUGUUGUAGACCGCGAUGGUGGUAUCCAUUGCGGAGGAGUGCCAUGUGCCUGGCCUACAACCAUCUUUGAGAUUAGUUGGGUCGUACCUGUGCUUGCUGAGGUUGGUGUGCAGCCAACCGAGCAAGACUCGGCUGGGAUUGCUAAAGUCUUGAUGGAUGCACUUUCUCAGUAUAAUGGUGUCCUCGGCUUUGCUGCUGGCAUUCUUCCUGACGUUGACGACACAGCUAAAGGGAUAGAGACACUUGAGCUCUUGGGCCAUGGUGGCAGUACCAGCAUAGAGCCUCUAAUCCACGCUUUUGAAGGCGAGCAACACUUUCUGACAUACAAGGGAGAACGUACCCCUAGCGUUAGCGCCAACUGUAACGUUCUCUCUCUGCUUCUAUUGAGGGAAGACCGUGCGCAGUACGUGCCUCAAAUCGCCAAAGCAGCGAGCUUUGCCAUAAACCUGGCAUACAACGGGCACGUAAAGGAAAAAUGGCAUCGCAGUGAGCUGUACUGGAUAAUGCUUCUCGCCCGUGCCUUUGCACUGUUUUACGACCAUGAGGAUAUCAUUGAGGCUGUAUUCGAAAUGCAUCCAAACCUGCGGGAGCAGGUACCCAUGGUUUUAAUCCAGAUCCUUAUGCGUAUACUACAUGAUCAGCAAGCAAAUGGAUCUUGGAGCGAAUGCUGUGAGAUUACUGCGUAUGGCAUCUUGACGCUCUCUUCGCUCGUGAAAUUACCCUUUGUCCGUCAACUACACAAGGGCAAUCUAAUCGCUUCAAUGGCGAUAGGAAAGUCUUACCUGGUAUCUAACAGACAGAGCUGGAGCAAGAGUCGAUUCAUGUGGAUUGAAAAAGUGACAUAUGGCUCAAAUACACUCAGCGAAGCAUACUGCCUGGCUGCCUCGCUGACUCCUAUGCCGGCAGUGAUUGAGCCUGAGCCUUCGAGCGCGAUUUCAUCAUGGUCAGAAGCCAACGGACUCUUGAUUCCCGAGAAGCAGUUGCUUGGAAUGAUGAAGACGGGAGAUCUUUUGGCUCGUACCCCUCUAUUCCUUGGCACCACGCCCAGCAGCUUGCGAAUGGCGGAAAUGCAGGCUUGCUUUGCCAUGCAGGCGCUGCAACGCCGACCUUUGGACAUCUUCCCAAGAACGGCCAAGGGGAAAGACAAGUACGCCUUCAUCAUCCCGCUCGCCCUGACGUUGUGCGCCCAGUCUCGUGGGUGUUCAGUCAGUGUCUCCACCUUGUACGAGAUGAUGGUCCUAUCUAUACUCAAUUUCCAUGUUGAUGAGUACAUGGAGGGAGUAGUUGAAAGACAUUUUGGGGAGGUACUCGAUGAUGUCCGCACACUUGUUGUACAGAUAGUUGAUGUUUAUCACGAUAGCGACGGUGAAAGAGACUUGACGUUGACGGAAGCAAGCAAAGAGGAGUCAAAUGCAUUACAAAACGGCGGGCACAAACAAAUCGGAGGUACCAGUGGCCAUGAUGAAGUUAAUGGUUCGGAGAGGAAGCCCUCUUUAGGGGAUGUUGGCGCCGUCUUGUCUCGCUACUUGGAUCACAUCCUCAACCAUACAGCGGUCCUUUCGGCGUCCUCAAGGCAUCAACAGCGACUUGCUACAGAUUUAAAGACAUUUCUGUUGGCUCAUAUCACACAGGCCGAAGAUAAUUGUCGCUUUCGCGGACAGUUCGCUACUCAGAGCGGCGUUUCAAACGGCAGCAAUGGCACGCACGUGGUAGAAAGCAUACCACGGCAAUACCACAAGCCGGGGCGCUCGUUCUACAACUGGGUGCGUGGUACGUCGGCCGACCACACUUCUUGCCCGUUCUCCUUUGUUUUCUUCGAGUGUCUCGUUCUGGCGACGAAAUAUGAUGGUGGCAAGACGCGUCCCGCCGGUACGUUGGCAUCGGCUCGCACUGCCUACCUCGCGGAGGACGCCUGUCGUCAUCUGGCUACCCUUUGUCGCAUGUACAAUGACUACGGGUCAAUGGUACGUGAUUCUGAGGAGAUUUCUCUCAAUUCGGUCUGCUUCCCAGAGUUCUCGGAUCUCGCCACAGGCCAAACACACACAAGCGAGACGGCCAAGUCAGAGCUCUUGUUGAUUGCAGGGUACGAAAGGCAUGGGCUUGGGGUCGCCCUCAAUGAGCUGGAGAAAGAACUUGGGUCUGGCAACUUGAUGACAUCUCUGAGAAUGUUUGUAGAUGUUACGGAUCUGUACGGCCAGAUAUACGUAUUGAAGGAUGUUGGUACACGCACGCAGUAG
Molecule: messenger RNA, 2958 nt
Organism: Pestalotiopsis fici W106-1
Lineage: Eukaryota; Fungi; Ascomycota; Sordariomycetes; Amphisphaeriales; Sporocadaceae
Exons: 5
Coding region: 1-2958 (985 amino acids)
Biological process (GO): diterpenoid biosynthetic process
Molecular function (GO): terpene synthase activity; magnesium ion binding
Source: RefSeq, a predicted model, not a curated record